Messenger RNA from Cucurbita moschata (crookneck pumpkin), 3017 nucleotides. RefSeq names its product probable LRR receptor-like serine/threonine-protein kinase At1g05700. The coding region runs from base 215 to 2821 and encodes 868 amino acids. The transcript has 13 exons. The record is from RefSeq and is a predicted model, not a curated record. NCBI's taxonomy places the organism in Eukaryota, Viridiplantae, Streptophyta, Magnoliopsida, Cucurbitales, Cucurbitaceae. Gene Ontology annotation, biological process: protein phosphorylation. Gene Ontology annotation, molecular function: protein binding; ATP binding; protein kinase activity.
AACUUUCUCCUGCAAAUUCCAUCCUUUUCUUCCCAUCAAAGACGUUCAUUACUGAUAUGGACAAAUAACAGUGUUUUUGGAUAGCAAUUAUGCAGAACAUGCAGUUCAAUAGAUACCCAUUCUUUGCCUUGUGGCUAUCUCCUUCAGCUUGUGGCUAUCACCUCCAAGAGAAUAUCUAAUUUAUAGCACCAAAUCCUCAAAAGGGUGCUCUGACAUGGCUACACUUUUCCAAAUUUCUGCAUUUUUGGCUCUCCUUGUUCUUAUCCAAGCCGAUGAUCCAUCAGGUUUCAUGAGUAUUGAUUGUGGGUUACCAGCAAAUUCAAGCUAUAUUGAUGCUAAAACAGGGCUCAAAUAUGUCUCUGAUGCUGAGUUCAUCGAUACCGGUGAAAUCAAGAACAUAUCAGCUGAAUUCAAGAACAAAACAUCAGAGAAUCAAUUCAGGAAUCUAAGAAGCUUUCCUGUCGGAAUCAGAAACUGUUACACCAUAAGAACACCAAAGAGUGGGAGGAAUAGGUACUUGAUCCGAGUGAGUUUCAUGCAUGGAAACUAUGAUGGUGAAGCACGGCCAACAUUUGAUCUAGCUCUUGGAGUUGGUUAUUGGGAUUCAGUUGUUAUAAAGAAUGGUGAUACAAGAGUAACAAAAGAACUGAUACAUGUCCCUCUGUUGGAUUAUGUGCAAAUAUGUCUGAUAGAUGUUGGAAAAGGAGUGCCUUUUAUAUCAGCAAUAGAGAUUAGGACUCUGGAUAAUAGCACUUAUGUAGCGGAAUCUGGAUCCUUGAUGCUUCACGAGCGGCUAGACUAUGGUCUAGCAACCAACCGAGCCAUAAGGUAUCCUAACGAUAGUUACGAUCGGAUAUGGUCGCACUCGGCUGCAACUCGCUCGCAAAUCAUAACAUCUUCUAACCAUUCGAUUAUGUCAAAUGUAUUUGCAGUUCCAUCUAUUGUCAUGGCAACUGCAGUUACACCAAAAAAUCCCAAUCAGUCCCUGAACUUUACGUGGAAUAUCGGUAACGAAUCGAAGUCCUAUAUAUACAUGCACUUCACAGAUUUCAAAAAGACAGGAAAAGGGAAGUUUAGAGCUAUGAACAUCUUCAUCAAUGGAUCAUAUUGGUAUGGACCUUUGGUUCCUGAAUAUUUAUCAGAUGUCACACUGUAUAGCACUGGUAUCAUCAAUGUUCCAAAUGGGGGCAAGCUUGAUAUCUCCAUCCAAAGAAAUGAUAGCUCAAGCCUUCCACCCAUAAUCAAUGCCAUUGAGAUAUAUAUACUAAAGCAGUUCCCACAGGUUCAAACAAACCAAGCUGAAAUCGAGGCACUGCUGAACGUAAAAUCAUCGUACAAAUUGACGAAAAACUGGCAAGGAGAUCCUUGUUACCCUGAAAAGUACUUAUGGGAGGGUCUGAAUUGCAGCUACAACAAUAGUAGCCGCCCAACAAAUAUCAUAUCUCUGAACUUAUCAUUGAAUGAAUUGGCUGGGGAAAUUUCUUCUCAUAUAUCAAAUCUUACGAUGAUUCAAUGCCUGGAUUUGUCCAACAAUCAUUUGAAUGGCACGGUUCCCGAGUUUCUAGCUACACUGCCAUUCUUGAGAGUUCUAAACCUAGAAAACAAUAAUCUCUCCGGGAUAGUUCCACCAGCACUAUUCGAAAGAACAAAGAACAAAACCUUAUCAUUGAGUGUCGAAGGCAAUCCAAAUCUUUGCCUAUCAGAACCCUGCAAUAAAGAGAAGAACAAGAAGUAUGUGGUUCCAUUAGCAGCAUCACUUGGUGGAGUCGCAUUAGUAUUGUUAACCGGUGGUGCGAUCUUUUGGAGCCAAAAACGACGAAAGAAGCGAGAAAAGCAGCUCUUUGGAAGUAGCAACCAAGGCAAGACAUUACUAAUGCCAGUGAAUACGAAGUUUAGCUAUUCAGAGAUUUUGAGUAUAACAAACAACUUUGAGAGGGUAAUAGGGAAGGGAGGAUUUGGAACAGUUUAUCAUGGUUACUUGCAUAGCAGCCAAGUUUCUGUGAAAAUGUUGUCCCCUGCAUCAGUUCAAUGUUACAAGCACUUUCAGGAAGAGGCACAGUUGCUUACUAAAGUUCACCAUGGAAACUUAACUUCCGUGCUUGGAUACUGUGAUGAAGACACUCACCAAGGACUGGUUUAUGAACACAUGGAUAAUGGAAACUUAGCAGAUCAUCUGUCAGAGAAAAGCAACCAUGUCUUGAGCUGGAAGGAGAGACUGAGGAUUGCUCUUGAUGCAGCACAAGGGUUAGAGUAUCUUCAUUUUGGCUGUAAGCCACCAAUUAUUCACAGAGAUCUCAAGUCCACAAACAUAUUACUAGAUAGAAACUUGCAUGCCAAAUUAGCUGAUUUUGGCUUUUCAAAGCACUUGGGAGAUGGAGCUCAGGCAUCUUCAGCUGUUGGCACCCCUGGCUACCUUGACCCCGAGUACACGACGACAAACAAGUUAAGCGAGAAGAGCGACGUUUAUAGCUUUGGAGUGAUUUUACUCGAAAUCAUCACAGGUCAGGCAGCAAUAACAAAAAGUGAGGUCAAAACCCAUAUCAUCAAAUGGGUUAUUUCAGGGCUUAAAGAAGAGGGAAUCAAGAAGAUAGUAGACCCAAAAUUAGGCUGGAGCUUUAUUAAUAGCUCUAUUUUGGAAUUUAUUGAUUUGGCAAUGAACUGUGUAGCUUCAUCUUCAACUCGGAGGCCAUCCAUGACAAAGGUAGUGAUGGAACUGAAACAAUGUUUGGAUGUCUUGGAGAAUUCUCAGGUAACCAAUGAUGAACUCAGUUACAGUCUUGAUUGGGUCUCUUUGGGUUCAUUGAUAUCAGAUUCCUACUAAAGGCAGUAGAACUUGCAUGGUAACAUAGCUAGUUAUCAGCUGUUCUAGCUUGGAACUAAAUUUGUUAAUAUUAAAUGGCUGCCAUUGAACUACUUUUAUAUGCAUCUAAGAGAUCAUCCAGCCACGAUCCUUCAUUGUAAUGUAUUUUACUGGAUGUCAAGUUCUCAAUGAAUCAUUUGAUUCCGUUUUUUCGCGA